UUGAAACCCUUAUUUCAUUUUCGAAAACUCUCCUCUUUCUCUCUCGAUCUCGUACUGUCACCGGCCCACCGCCGAUUUCGUCUUUCCGUCAUCAUCUCCGAGCUUGUCAGUCGUCACCGUAUUCGGCGUUGCCUUCCUGAGAAUUCAUUGACACCAUAAAAUUGCAGAAAUGGCGGCAGCUUUCUCUUCCAGAUUCUCUCCAGCUGGACGAUCAUUGCUUGGAGGUCUAACCAAUGCAUUAUCUGGCUUGAGUAACUCCUUGAGUGGGGUGAUGAAUGGCAGCAUUCUCUCUCAGCAAAGAACAUUCAUCCAAAUGAGGACAGUACUCAAAGUUGUGGACAACUCGGGAGCGAAGAAGGUGAUGUGCAUCCAAUCCUUGAAGGGAAAGAAAGGUGCGAGAUUAGGCGACACAAUCGUUGCAUCUGUCAAAGAAGCAAUGCCGAACGGGAAAGUGAAGAAAGGGAAAGUCGUUUAUGGAGUCGUCGUACGAGCUGCCAUGCAGAGAGGGCGUGUUGAUGGGAGUGAGGUUAAGUUUGACGACAAUGCUGUGGUUCUCGUCGACAAGCAAGGCCAACCAAUCGGUACCCGAGUGUUCGGUCCUGUCCCUCACGAGCUCCGCAAGAAAAAACACGUCAAGAUCCUUACUUUGGCUCAGCACAUUGCUUGAGUUUGAGACACGGCCACCCCACAGUAUGUCCUCUGCAACUCAGACCCUGAUAAACUGAACUAGUUUUGUUUCGUUUUCCCUUUCCUGUUCCGAGGUUUACAACCAUACCUCUCUGUUUUAUGACCGUACCGAUGUUCAUCUGUCAUUUAAAAGGGGAAGUAGUUCUUCAACUGGUUUUCUGCAUGGAACAGGCAGAACCACAUGUGGGUUUUUGUCGUCUUCUAAAGAUAAUACAGAUAUAGGCAAGUUCUGUUUUGACCAUUAUUGACCUGAAAACCCUAAAUUAAGAUAUUGGUUUACU
Messenger RNA from Tarenaya hassleriana, 968 nucleotides. Its product is annotated as 50S ribosomal protein HLP, mitochondrial. The transcript has 4 exons. Lineage: Eukaryota; Viridiplantae; Streptophyta; Magnoliopsida; Brassicales; Cleomaceae. Gene Ontology annotation, biological process: translation. Gene Ontology annotation, molecular function: structural constituent of ribosome; large ribosomal subunit rRNA binding. Bases 170 to 667 code for a protein of 165 amino acids. Gene Ontology annotation, cellular component: mitochondrial large ribosomal subunit; ribosome. The record is from RefSeq and is a predicted model, not a curated record.